This is a messenger RNA of Acanthosepion pharaonis, 801 nucleotides long. The record is from the annotation of a GenBank genome assembly. Lineage: Eukaryota; Metazoa; Mollusca; Cephalopoda; Sepiida; Sepiidae.
AUGCCAUACAUGAUGCCAAAAACUAUCACUUUGUAUAUCUAUCUAUCUAUCUAUCUAUCUAUCUAUCUACAUCAUUCUGAAUCUAUCUAUCUAUCUAUCUAUCUAUCUAUCUAUCUAUCUAUCUAUCUAUCUAUCUAUGUCAGUCUGAAUCAAUCUAUCUAUCUACGUAUUUCUGAAACUAUCUAUCUAUCUAUCUACAUCAUUCUGAAUCUAUCUAUCUAUCUAUCUAUCUAUCUAUCUAUUUACAAUCGAUCUAUCUAUCUAUCUAUCUAUCUAUCUCAUUCUGAAUCUAUCUAUCUACGUCAUCUGAAUCAAUCUAUCUAUCUACGUCUUUCUGAAUCUAUCUAUCUAUCUAUCUACAUCAUUCUGAAUCUAUCUAUCUAUCUAUCUAUUUACAAUCGAUCUAUCUAUCUAUCUAUCUAUCUAUCUAUCUAUCUAUCUAUCUAUCUAUCUAUCUAUCUAUCUACUCUGAAUCAAUUUAUCUACGUCUUUCUGAAUCUAUCUAUCUAUCUAUCUAUCUAUCUAUCUAUCUAUCUAUCUAUCUACAUCAUACUGAAUGAAGCUAUCUAUCUGUUUAGUCUGAAUCUAUCUAUCUACGUCAUUCUGAAUCAAGCAAUCAAUCAAUCUAUCUAUCUCAUUCUGAAUCUAUCUAUCUACGUCAGUCUUUAUGAAUCUAUCUAUCUAUCUAUCUAUUAUAUCAGUCUGAAUCUAUCUAUCUAUCUAUCUAUCUAUCUAUCUAUCUAUCUAUCUAUCGUGCCUUCUAGGUCUUACGUUUUCCUAUGCCAUGAAGUGGAAAGAUGA